Molecule: messenger RNA, 1538 nt
Organism: Daktulosphaira vitifoliae (grape phylloxera)
Lineage: Eukaryota; Metazoa; Arthropoda; Insecta; Hemiptera; Phylloxeridae
Exons: 4
Coding region: 174-908 (244 amino acids)
Source: RefSeq, a predicted model, not a curated record
GAUGGUUAUGUUCACCGGCUCAUGGCUUCUAUUGCCGCAAUAAUAGGCUUCAGUAAAAAGUAAACCGGCAUAGCGUAUCAAUGUUUUUUUAUUAUAUGUAAACUCUGUAACACGUGCUAUAUUAUUAUUUGUGUAAUAAAUAUUUUUGUUUUUAAUGGUUAAAUUGGUUAAAGAUGAAUAAAUUAACAGCAAAUAUUUAUUUAAUGGUGAUUUUUGUUUUUUAUGUACAAUUUAUCUCGACAUUUGCUGCAAAUAGAAAAUCACAGGAAUCGCAAGUUAAUAUUCGCCAGAAAAGAAUAAACCAAGAUGACAACACAGGUCAUCAAGAUGUAGUUGCAGAUAAUCAACAGUUUUUACCAUCGUUUGGUCCUCUCUUUGGUCAAGCUUUUGGACGUGCUAGAUCUCCCAGAGUGUACCAAGAAGCAGAAUAUCUACCUGAAAUACCAACAUAUCAUUUAACUGCUGCCGCAUCAAAUCGUGAGAGUGCCAUGCUAGGUUCUGGUAACUUCGGUAUUAUACCAGGUGGUACUUACUAUUCGGACGGCACUAGCGAGUCAGGUGCAUUGAUUGAUCAGUUCCAGUAUGAUGGUAACAGUCAUGGAAGACCACAUCGAUUUUCGGGAAAUCCUAGACCAUCGCCUUACAAAGAUCCAGAAGACUUUUUUGCGGAUUUCCGGGAUUUCGCAGACAUAACAGCUCCGGCGAAGUCUUCUUUUUCUGAACAUCAUAUGGUAUAUGCGUCAGCUGACGACUUCCAAUCAGUAGCUGAUGAGAAAAUUAAAUCAAAGAAAAAAAGGAAGUUGAAUAAACACCAAGAAAAUGAAAAAGACAAACUAUCCAAAGCUAAAAGAAUAAUCCAUACUGGCGAAAAAGAACUUUAUGAACCUAUGAUUGCGCUUAGUCGCUAGUAAUUUGAACUUAUGAGCCAUGUAUAAAAUCAGUUUAAACGUUAUUAAAUUGAUGUAAUCUCACAUUUUUUUAUUAAUGAGUAAGAAUAAGAUUAAUAAAAUUAUAUACAUAGUUAUAUUUUUUUAUGAAUGUCUUUUCAUAUAUCAAACAUCUUUAUUAAAACUAACCAAUAUUAAAAGGUCUGUUGGAUAUAAAUAUAAUUGCAUAUACCUUUAGAAUAUUUAAUCAUCUAACAUAUUUAUUUAAACUAAGUAAUUGUCGUGCCAAGUAUUAUAUGAUAAAUACAUUUUAUGUACUUAUUCUGUGUAGUACAUAAAAUAUUACCUAAUAGAUUUUUAAGUGACAGUUAUUGGUUGGCUGAAUUGUACAGUAUUUUAUUAAUUGAUGUUAUAGAUUAGUUCGUAAAGUACUUAAUUGUUAGUAUGUUAUGUAAAUAUAAAUUAGUUAAAUUUAAGUGUAUUUUUAUAUUUUAUUAACAAUAUGUAUAGAUAAACAAUUUAUAGAAUAUUGUAAACCAUAUAUGCUUGAUUAAUUGUAAACAUAUUUUUACUUCAUUGACAAAAUUAAAAUUGAUAUUUUAUUUUAUGAAAUUCUAUUAUUACGCACUAUUUAAGUAAUUAUUUAUUUGU